This is a messenger RNA of Lizanozyma spartinae, 1209 nucleotides long. RefSeq names its product pyruvate dehydrogenase (acetyl-transferring) subunit E1 alpha (gene PDA1). The record is from RefSeq and is a predicted model, not a curated record. The transcript has a single exon. The coding region runs from base 1 to 1209 and encodes 402 amino acids. Gene Ontology annotation, molecular function: pyruvate dehydrogenase (acetyl-transferring) activity. Gene Ontology annotation, cellular component: intracellular membrane-bounded organelle. Lineage: Eukaryota; Fungi; Ascomycota; Pichiomycetes; Serinales; Debaryomycetaceae. Gene Ontology annotation, biological process: pyruvate decarboxylation to acetyl-CoA.
AUGUUGAACACAAGCAGAUUGGCACUCCCAUUGAGACUCCGGUCGUCACUUAAGAUGGCCAGAAGAACCAUGGCUUCAUCUUCAAGUAGCGACUUGGUGAGUAUCACCUUACCUGAAAGUUCAUUUGAAACCUUUGAAUUGGAGAAUGGACCAGAAUUGACUUUUGAAACUGAUAAGGAAAACCUCUUACAAAUGUAUAAGGAUAUGAUUAUUAUCAGAAGAAUGGAAAUGGCUUCCGAUGCAUUGUACAAGGCUAAGAAGAUUAGAGGGUUUUGCCAUUUAUCUGUUGGUCAAGAAGCUAUUGCUGUUGGUAUUGAACAUGCUUGUGAUAAGAAGGAUACCAUUAUCACUUCUUACAGAUGUCACGGUUUCACUUAUAUGAGAGGAGCAUCUGUUAGAGCUAUUUUGGCUGAAUUGAUGGGUAGAAGAUCUGGUGUUUCUUAUGGUAAAGGUGGUUCAAUGCACAUGUUUGCUCCUAACUUUUAUGGUGGUAACGGUAUUGUGGGUGCUCAAGUUCCAUUGGGUGCUGGGUUAGCUUUCUCCCAUAAGUACAGAGGUGAAAAUAACUGUACCUAUACCUUAUACGGUGAUGGUGCUGCUAACCAAGGUCAAGUAUUUGAAGCUUUCAACAUGGCCAAAUUAUGGAAUUUACCAUGUAUUUUUGCUUGUGAAAAUAACAAAUAUGGUAUGGGUACUUCUGCCUCCAGAUCUUCUGCUAUGACCGAAUAUUACAAGAGAGGUCAAUACAUUCCUGGUUUGAAGGUUAAUGGUAUGGAUAUUUUGGCAGCUUAUCAAGCCUCCAAAUGGGCUAAGGAUUGGUGUGCUCAAGGUAAGGGUCCUUUGGUCUUGGAAUACGAAACCUACAGAUACGGUGGUCACUCUAUGUCUGAUCCUGGUACCACUUACAGAACCAGAGAAGAAGUUCAACACAUGAGAUCUAGAAAUGAUCCAAUUGCUGGUUUGAAGGCUAAGUUGUUAGAACUUGAAAUUGCCACUGAAGAAGAAAUCAAGGCUUACGACAAGGCUGCUAGAAAGUACGUUGACGAAGAAGUCGCUUUGGCUGAACAAGACCCUGCUCCAGAAGCUAAGAUGGACAUUUUGUUUGAAGAUGUCUAUGUUCCUGGUUCUGAAAUUCCUGUAUUGAGAGGAAGAAUCUCCGAUGACUCUUGGGACUUCAAGAACAAGACCUUCUUAAAUAAAGUUUACUAA